Messenger RNA from Globicephala melas (long-finned pilot whale), 1605 nucleotides. Lineage: Eukaryota; Metazoa; Chordata; Mammalia; Artiodactyla; Delphinidae. The record is from RefSeq and is a predicted model, not a curated record.
AUGUGGGGAGAGCUGCUUGAACUAGAAGCCAACACCACAGAGAGCAGACCUGUUUCAUUUGAACAGGUGGAUCCAGCUGUUCUUGAAGCUGGCCCGGUGGGUGGUAGAGUGCUGGGCUGUUGGAGAGCUCGAGCUGCAAGCCACCGAGCGCGAGCUCGAGCGCGGCGCGCUGGCCGGGGAACCCAAGAGCGCACGGCGCCCCAAGCUGGCAGGCGCCGCGGGACCCCCCACCCUCGCCGGCUGCCCUUCCCUGGGCGCCCCUACCCUCCUCGCCCGCAGGAGACCCUGGGCUUCCCCGGAGGAGCUCACCCCAAGGGACCAGGACUCCGGCGAGCCCGCCACCGUCCCCUCGAGUGCCGCCGCCACCACCGCAGCCGCGGGAGCAGCAUGGUCCAGCUGGGGAAGCUGCUCCGCGCCCUGACUUUGAUGAAGUUUCCCUGCUGCGUGCUGGAGGUGCUUCUGCGCGCGCUGGCGGCGGCGGCGCGCGGCCAGGAGAUGUACGCCCCGCACUCCAUUCGGAUCGAGGGGGACGUCACCCUCGGGGGGCUGUUCCCGGUGCACGCGAAGGGUCCCAGCGGAGUGCCCUGCGGCGACAUCAAGAGGGAGAACGGGAUCCACAGGCUGGAAGCGAUGCUCUACGCCCUGGACCAGAUCAACAGCGAUCCCAACCUGCUGCCCAACGUGACGCUGGGAGCGCGGAUCCUGGACACUUGUUCCAGGGACACUUAUGCGCUCGAACAGUCGCUCACUUUCGUCCAGGCGCUCAUCCAGAAGGACACCUCCGAAGUGCGCUGCACCAACGGCGAGCCUUCGGUUUUCGUCAAGCCCGAGAAAGUAGUUGGAGUGAUUGGGGCUUCGGGGAGUUCGGUCUCCAUCAUGGUAGCCAACAUCCUGAGGCUUUUCCAGGUUGAUGGGCGCUACGGGAUAAGGAAAAGGAUGUGAAGCUCACUGAAGAGGCUUGGGUUGGGAGUGCUGGAGGAGUGUACAGGUGGGGAAAAUGUACCAGCGUGUAUGCCUACUGGGACCACGUUUUCCAGAACAGUUAAGCCCAGUGUCAACUGUGCUGUCCCACCUUCCUCGGGUGUCCAGAGAAGGUAACUACUUUGCCCACGUCCUGAACUGAUUUCUGUGUGUGUGUGUGUCCCCAUGAUGAAAACAUCAUUAAAGUAAAAUAUCAUGAAUAGACUCUUAAGAAGCAGAGUCUACUGAAAGUCCUGGAAAAUAUGAAAGCACUAAUAUUCAUGGACAGCUCUACACUCUGAAAGUUACUCCAAAUGUUGUCGAUCUCUCUUUUGUCUAGGAGUUUUUCAAAUUUUCUACCAUGAUCAUUUGUUAGUUUUAUAAUUACAUAAUAAAGGCAUUACAUCAUACAAUCUUUUGUUAUCCAUUGCAGUUUUAAAACUAUUCCUUUCCUUGUCCUCAGCAGAUAUGUCAUAGAUUAUUAGUACACAAGCAAAGACUUUCAACGUAACAGUACUUUAUAGUGAGAAGAACUAUACUGAGCUAUCUCUAUCCUAAGACAAUACACUAGGAAAGCACUAGGAAUUCUUAAGCACUAGGAAUACAGAGACGAUCAAGGGGCAAGUUCCUUGCCUUUGAGUAUAC